GUGAAUGCUGCAGUGUUUCUGAAAACUUAAGUUUCCUCACCAGUUAUCACGAUCUCUCAGUCCCUGGCAGCCUUCCGUCUGACAUCUGUCUCUCUCCUGCCCCCCAAGACGGAAACAUGAGCUUUGCCGAUGUCCUGGAGACGGUCGGGAGUGUGGGAAAAUUCCAAGUCAUCCACAUUUUGCUGCUGGCCAUUCCCGUUCUCUUCAUGGCGAGCCACAACCUUCUCCAGAACUUUGUAGCCAUAGUGCCUGACCAUCACUGUCUGGUCCAGUUUACCGGUUUGAACGGGUCUGGUCAAGCCAACGCCAUGGGUGACCUUCAGACGGAGGGCCUUCUCCGCGCUUUCAUCCCCCAGGACCCGGACGGGCAGCCGGAGAAGUGCCUGGUGUACUCCUCGCCUCAGUGGCACCUCCUGAACCACACCGAGAGCUGGGAGAACGCCACGGAGACCAGCACGCGCCUCUGCACAGAGGGUUGGACGUACAACCUCUCCAAAUUUAAAGCCACCAUUGUUUCCGAGUGGGACCUCGUGUGCAGUCGUAAGCCUCUGAGACAAAUGGCACAGUCUGUCUACAUGGGUGGAGUGUUGACAGGGUCGAUCGUACUGGGAUGGCUUUCUGACAGGUUUGGGAGACGGACGCUCCUGCUGUGGUCACACUUCCAGAUGGCGGUGUCUGGAACUUGUGCUGCUUUCUCGUCCUCCUAUCCCUUGUUCUGCUUCUGGAGGUUCCUCUGUGGGAUGGCACUGUCAGGGAUCAUACUCAACAUUUUCUGCCUGAGCCUCGAAUGGAUCCCGACGAAAGUGCGGACCGCAGUUUCCACUUACUUCAAUUAUUCGUACACAUUCGGCCAGCUGAUCCUGGCUGGCAUGGCAUUCACAAUCCAAGAUUGGCGCUGGCUGCAGUUCACCGUGGCCGCUCCAUUUUGUAUCUUCUUCCUGUCCGCAUGGUGGUUCCCGGAGUCAGCGCGCUGGCUCAUUCUGAACAACAAGGCCCACGUGGCCCUGAAACAUCUCAAGCGGGUGGCAAAGCUGAACAACAAGGACGAAGAGGGCGAAAAGCUCACCACAGCUAUCCUCAAGUCCAGUAUGGAGAAGGAACUGUUGAACAUGAAGGGAAAGUACAGUGUGCUUGAUCUGUUCAAAACACCAGUGAUGUGCAAGACUGCCUACUGUACAAUGCUUGUCUGGUUCUCAACCAGCUUUGCAUAUUAUGGGCUAGCGAUAGACCUGCAAGGAUUUGGAGUUGACAUUUACCUCAUCCAGGUCAUUUUCGGAGCGGUCGACAUUCCCGCAAAGCUUCUUGGCGUUGUGACGUUAACUUAUAUAGGCAGACGGUUCACGCAAGGCACUUCCCUUAUCCUUGCGGGCAGCAUCAUCAUCAUAAACAUCUUAAUUCCAAAAGACACGCUGGCCCUUCGUACAUCAUUCGCUGCUAUCGGAAAGGGAUGUCUCGCGACUGCAUUCAGCUGUUGUUAUCUCCACGCUGGAGAACUAUACCCAACCGUGGUCAGGCAGACGGGAAUGGGUCUUGUGACCACGAUGGCCCGCAUCGGAGCGAUGGUGGCGCCGGUUGUGAAAAUGACGGGCGAUUACGUUGCGUUUCUGCCCAUGGCAAUCUACGGCGGCAUGGCGAUAAUCUCCGGAAUUGCCAGCUUUCUUCUCCCAGAAACUCUCAACAUCCCGCUGCCGGACACGAUCGAGGAGGUGGAGAACAGAGCCAAGAGAAGGGUGGAGAAAGAUGCCGACCCAAAGAAAGAUGAGAUUCCUCUACAGGAGACGCUCACAUCGAAGGCGGAGGCAGACCAUUUACCCUAAGGCCGUGUGCUCUCGAUAACUCCGUAGCUCGCUGAAUGGUGACUGGCAUUCUUCAAUGCCCCUGAGGGAAAACAAAAUCAGUGCCAUUUGGAGACAAAAAUACUGCCAUUCAAGGGAAGGAAGACCAGUGUUCGUCAUCCACAAACUUUACUGGUAUUCUCUUCACCCGCUUCUCCCAAACUGUGUUGCAUUCUCAACUUCUGCUGCGAACUGUUCUAUUACCGAGGGGAUUGAGUCACAGCUGUCUCGAAGCGAACACGCAGGGACUGGAAUUACAUUUCGGUCUUCCCCCACCCCUCUCCCCCCGCGGUUUAAAGCUUAAACUCUGCGGCGCACUUGCGCUGAUCGAUCCCGCAGCUGGCAGUUAGCCCGAUCUGAUGGGAUUGGCUUCCAACUGGGGAGGGAGCUUUCCAGGGAAGCCUACGCGAUGAGACAGGCCUGAUCUGGCCUGAGGGGAGGGCACUGCUGGCGCCUAUGAUCUCUUGACUCCUUUGGAGGAUUCAUACAUUGUGAGUGUUUGCCCCUGGCUGGU
This is a messenger RNA of Stegostoma tigrinum, 2349 nucleotides long. RefSeq names its product solute carrier family 22 member 6-A-like. Gene Ontology annotation, cellular component: membrane. NCBI's taxonomy places the organism in Eukaryota, Metazoa, Chordata, Chondrichthyes, Orectolobiformes, Stegostomatidae. The transcript has 10 exons. Bases 117 to 1817 code for a protein of 566 amino acids. Gene Ontology annotation, molecular function: transmembrane transporter activity. The record is from RefSeq and is a predicted model, not a curated record. Gene Ontology annotation, biological process: transmembrane transport.